Molecule: messenger RNA, 2214 nt
Organism: Raphanus sativus (radish)
Lineage: Eukaryota; Viridiplantae; Streptophyta; Magnoliopsida; Brassicales; Brassicaceae
Exons: 6
Coding region: 37-2214 (725 amino acids)
Source: RefSeq, a predicted model, not a curated record
ACAUAAUGAUUUCAUGUGAAAAAAAAAACUUUUCAGAUGGGGAAGCUAGUGAGGCUUUGGCGUGGUGAGUGGCUCAAGGAAGAAAACGGCGCUUGGAAUUUUCAUGCUGAUCCUACUGACUUUGGGUUCGGGGCGAUGAUAAGAGACGAUGAAAGUUACGAGUCUUUACUGAACGUGGCGAGGAUGAGGUACGUCGUUGGACAAGGGACUCUGGUUGUGCUGUCUUACCAGUUUCCGUCAUGGAUUCUCGGUCCACUUGGGAGGCGGUCUGUGCCGAUUAGCAUCACAACAACCGCUGACAUACCAGUCAUGCUAAGUGUAAGGGAGUGGUUCACCAAGCUCGUGCUCGUCGUGACCAUAGGGGCUGAAAGCGUCGCUAGAUACCAUUACAACCGGAGAGACAACUUCGUCGUCGGCCGGAAGCGGUAUGUUGUUGACGGAACUCAAGACGAGUAUGCAAGAAGGGAGUUUCAAAGGCUCGUUGUUGGUAGAAGGAAGACAUGCAGCAGAUCCGUCUUGGAGGAUAUUUUUAACGAGCAUGAGAUGAUGGUUCUGCAUAGGGUUGAUCUUGAGAUGGACCUAGCCGACAGACUUCAAGAAGAAGCUGACCGCCGCUACGAAGCUAUUGCACGUGAAGUGAUAUUGGUGGAAGACGACGACGAUGAAAACAUGGCUGAUGCGCAGACAGGUGGGGAGAAUGAUCCUGUGGCCAUCACGGAUCCUACGCAGUUGCCCCUGACGCAGCCGAGCACUGACCCAGCUGAGCCACAAGCAAAUAUUGGAGCGCUGCCGUUGACGCAACUAGCUCCAGCCCUCCCGAAAAUUACUCAAACUGAGGGCAGAAUCUUCAGGCGAAGUACUAUGGAGACAGCGAUGGAUUUUUGGGAGGGUCUCAUGGGUGAAGACCUAGUUCUCCCCGAUGGAGUGGAGCCAGAUCGGGCCGUAGUCGAAGGUGAAGGACGCGAAGAGGAGACAAUAAGACUCGUGGAUGAUGGACUAGUUGGCGCAGCUCAGAAAGAAGAUGAUUCUUCCUCCACUGGCUCGUGUGUGGGUUUGGUUGUGGAGGUCACUCCGCCUGUAUCUGUGCCGCAUGGGACAAUAUGUUUUCUACAUUUAUGUUAUAACGAUUGCAAGGUUAUCCAAACAAAGAUUAAUACGGCCUCCGGUUUGCAUGCAGCAUCUAAUCGUGGAUCUAGCAGCCAAGUGCCUGCGCCCGUUGUGGCGUCUGGGAGUGGAAUUUCAGUUGGACAAAAAAGUCAGGACCAAACUACUGUGGUCGUGACAACAGAGCUCGGCCUAACCAUUGACUGCGGUGGUGUGGCGGAUCCCGGCCCCCAGGAUGUGGCAACUAAGAAACCAAACUCAUCGUCUGAUGAAAGUGGAGAUGAUGGCUAUGUGGGAUCAGGUGAUAAAGACCUUUUCGUUGGAAAGACUUUUGAGAAUCGAGAUGCAUUCAAGCAUCACAUGGCUUUGUAUGCUAUCAAAAACAAGUUCGUCUAUCGUUGUGCGAAAUCAUCACCUUCGGUUAUGGUGCUCGAAUGUGUUGGUCUGACAUGCACUUGGCGAGUUUAUGCAGUGCUGGUCAAGGGUUCCAAUAUGUACGAGGUCCGUAAGAUCGGUGGUGAGCAUUGUUGUAGUGUUGAUGAGCGAGCUGGGUACCAAAGACAGGCGACAUCAAGCGUCAUUGGAGGGUUGUUAAGGCAACAGUUCAGUGGAACAGGUGCGGGUCCGCGCCCCGGUGAUAUCAGACAGGUUAUGAGGGGGGAUCAUGCUGUUAACAUCUCUUAUUGGAAAGCUUGGCGUUCACGCGAGCUGGCGGUGGACAUAGCCAAGGGAUCGUGUGGUGCUUCGUACAAGAGCCUUCCCAACUAUUUACAAAGGCUGGUUGAGGCUAAUCCAGGGACCAUUACCCAGUUACAUACAGAAUACGUGGAAGAGUUGGGGUACCGCUUCAAGUAUAUGUUCGUUGCUUUGGGGGCGUGCGUGAAGGGUUUUCAAUAUAUGCGGAAGGUUGUGGUCGUGGAUGGCACACAUCUGAGAGGGAAGUACGCGGGUUGUCUCUUGACUGCUUCUGCGCAAGAUGGGAACUAUCAGAUCUUUCCCCUAGCUUUUGCUAUAGUCGAUGGGGAAAAUGAUAAGUCGUGGGAGUGGUUUUUUCAUAAGUUAUCGUCGUUCGUGCCUGACAAUGACAGUGUGGUGUUCGUUUCAGACUGA